Carya illinoinensis is the source of this 1679-nucleotide messenger RNA. RefSeq names its product dehydration-responsive element-binding protein 2A-like. Gene Ontology annotation, cellular component: nucleus. The record is from RefSeq and is a predicted model, not a curated record. NCBI's taxonomy places the organism in Eukaryota, Viridiplantae, Streptophyta, Magnoliopsida, Fagales, Juglandaceae. Gene Ontology annotation, molecular function: DNA-binding transcription factor activity; transcription cis-regulatory region binding. Bases 236 to 1147 code for a protein of 303 amino acids. Gene Ontology annotation, biological process: positive regulation of DNA-templated transcription; response to stress. The transcript is spliced from 2 exons.
AUCUUUUGAUUGACACAUACAAAAUAUUUUUUAAAAAAAAAAUCCAGAUCUAAGUCCAUUCGCUCUCCGGCCCUCCCUCUCGACUGAAACUACCGAUCUAAUUCCUUUCUCAAUGGCCUCCCUCCCGCUCGGCUGAAACUGCAAAACCGAACUUACGAAGAGCUCCACUUUCAUUUCCGACAAAAACUGGACUGCGAAGUUCCAUUUCCAGCGUGGGCCUGAAGGGUCUAUAAAUAUGAUUCGUAAAGCUCCGGCCAUUGGGUCGAAGGAGGGAUGUAUAAAAGAAAAGGGAGGGCCUGAGGACUCGAGACGUCAUUACAGAGGAGUUCGGCAGAGGAAAUGUGGUAAGUGGGUUGCAGAAAUUCGGCAGCCAAACAACGGGUACAAAAGGCUCUGGCUUGGUGCUUUUGCUAAUGCAGUUGAAGCUGCGUUUGCUUAUGAUGAAGCUGCAAAGGCCAUGCAUGGUUCUUGUGCCUGCCUCAAUUUUCCUGCUGGUUGUUUAGUCACCACUUCAUCAGGAACUUGUGCGGAAGCAACACCAUCAGGCUCUGAUUCUUCGACUACAUUCAACCACUCCGGCGUCUGUGCAGCCGAAGAAAUAGAUGUGAAGCCUCUUAUCCCAAAUCUGCUUCCAAUGGUAGUGCAGAUUCGUAAAGCUCCGGCCAUUGGGUCGAAGGAGGGAUGUAUAAAAGGAAAGGGAGGGCCUGAGAACUCGAGACAUCAUUACAGGGGAGUUCGGCAGAGGAAAUGUGGUAAGUGGGUUGCAGAAAUUCGGCAGCCAAACAAUGGGUACAAAAGGCUUUGGCUUGGUGCUUUUGCUAAUGCAGUUGAAGCUGCGUUUGCUUAUGAUGAAGCUGCAAAGGCCAUGCAUGGUUCUAGUGCCUGCCUCAAUUUUCCUGCUGGUUAUUUAGUCACCACUUCAUCAGGAACUUGUGCGGAAGCAACACCAUCAGGCUCCGAUUCUCCGACUACAUUCAACCACUCCGGCCUCUGUGCAGCCGAAGAAAUAGAUGUGAAGCCUCUUAUCCCAAAUCUGCUUCCAAUGGUAGUGCAGAUUCGUAAAGCUCCGGCCAUUGGGUCGAAGGAGGGAUGUAUAAAAGGAAAGGGAGGGCCUGAGAACUCGAUACGUCAUUACAGGGGAGUUUGACAGAGGAAAUGUGGUAAGUGGGUUGCAGAAAUUCGGCAGCCAAACAACGGGUACAAAAGGCUUUGGCUUGGUGCUUUUGCUAAUGCAGUUGAAGCUGCGUUUGCUUAUGAUGAAGCUGCAAAGGCCAUGCAUGGUUCUCGUGCCUGCCUCAAUUUUCCUGCUGGUUGUUCAGUCACCACUUCAUCAGGAACCUUUGUGGAAGCAACACCAUCAGGCUCUGAUUCUACGACUACAUUCAACCACUCCGGGGUCUGUGCAGCCGAAGAAAUAGAUGUGAAGACAAAGCCUCUUAUCCCAAAUUUGAGAAAUGAGGGUGGGAAAGUUGAAUCGAGAAUGUGUAGUCGGCUAGCUGCAGUAGCUGAAGCUGCCAUGCCCAAUAGGAUGUUGCAGUCAGAAGCAAAGGAUGAACCCUGCGACAUGCAUUAACUCUAAAUACAACUGUUUCCUCGUGUAGACAUGCUAAUGUUCAUGUUUUGAUUUAGUACAUUUUAAGCACUUUUUAACAUUUUAAGCGAUACAGUUUGUUCUUCCU